Messenger RNA from Mollisia scopiformis, 1387 nucleotides. Its product is annotated as NAD(P)-binding protein. Lineage: Eukaryota; Fungi; Ascomycota; Leotiomycetes; Helotiales; Mollisiaceae. Bases 404 to 1345 code for a protein of 313 amino acids. The record is from RefSeq and is a predicted model, not a curated record. The transcript has 2 exons.
GUUUGUUUUUCUGGUGUAUCCUCAAAAUGGGUCAGGCGAUGGUUGAUGUGACCUCACACGUCUACACGACUUGCCCGACUCUGGCCGAGUCCAUAGAAAAGCUGCUGCGAAGUCGCACAGUAGACAUGUGGCAAUACAAUAGUCUGUCGUGCUGCUCGAAGGCUUCGGAGCAGCCUUUCGAGGAGGACCGACAAUGGAUUAUCGUAGCUGAGUGUAUCACAGCCCCGCAGAUUUGGGAUGUCAGGAUUCUGUAAGCAUCUUUCAGCAGAUCUCUUUCGUGGUGAGAAGCAGAGCUUGAUAAGUAUAUAUAAGCUCCCAUCUCGUCCAAGUGUAAGGAAACCCAGCAGAUACUUUGAUCCUUAUCUGCACAGCACCAAGGAAGCACUCCCUAUAGUCCUCCAUCAUGCCCAAAUACGUCUUCAUGGGAGCUACCGGCAAAAUCGGCACUGUCGCCGCAGACUAUGCUCUCGAAAUCGCUGGCCCGGACCAGAAACUUGUAUUCACAAGUCACAGCUUCCCUACCAAUCCGACCGACAAGAUGAAAGAAUGGACGAAGAAAGGUGCAGAGCUCAUAAAUGCAGACUACGACGAUGUGGCCAGCCUUCAGAAAGCCUUCGAAGGCGUUGAGGCUGUGACUUUCGUUUCAACCUGGAUGUUUGGCGAAGAGAGGAGACGUCAACACAAGACGGUGAUUGACACAGCGAAGGCUUGUGGGGUUAAGCGUAUUGGAUAUACAUCGUUUGCAGGAGCAGGACUGGAGAAGGACUUGCCAUACUUGUCGGAGGACCACAAAUACACCGAAGGGGUCAUCUUUGACUCUGGACUCGACUACAACAUCCAGCGAGACUACCUCUAUUCGGACAACAUUCCUCAACUCUUCGCUCCAUCCUGGACAUAUUGUGGCCAUAAAUGGUUGUUGAACAGCAAGGGCGUUCCAGCCGCUUACGUUGCUCGAGACGAUUGCGCUCGUGUCGCUGCUGCUCUGCUACUUGGAAAGGGCAAGCAUAAAUCGGUCUACGAGGUCACUGGCCCUGAGGCUAUUUCCGACUACAAGAUCUUUGAGUACAUCUGCAGGAAGACUGGAUACAAAGGUGAAAUUCAGGACAUGACUGAUGAGGAGCUGGCGAAAUGGUGGACAGACAAAGGACUUCCUCUGUCAGUCAAGGGGGAUUUCUCGAAGUUUCCGAUGAAGUUGUCUGUUCCUGAUCUAGUGUCGUGUGGCAAUGUAGUUGAACGAGGACUGAUGAAAGACGUCAGUGGUACGGUUGAGGAGCUGACAGGAAGGAAGCCUUUGACAGAAUGGGAGGUUGUUGACAGGUAUAGCGAUAUUCUCCCAAGGCCGUAGCCUGGGUUAUUGCUUCUGAUUACUAUCUUCGCUUCGCGGUCU